AUGACGGUGGUUAGAGAAUACGACCCGAGCAGAGACUUAGCCGGUGUAGAGAACGUGGAGCAACGUUGCGAGGUCGGUCCAAGCGGCAAGCUUUCGCUCUUCACCGACCUUUUGGGUGACCCUAUUUGUAGGAUCCGACAUUCACCUUCUUUUCUUAUGCUGGUGGCUGAGAUGGGUACGGAGAAGAAGGAGAUAGUGGGCAUGAUUAGAGGUUGUAUCAAAACCGUUACAUGUGGCAAAAAAUUACUAGAUUUAAAUCACAAGUCUCAAAACGACACCGUUAAACCACUUUACACUAAACUCGCCUACGUUUUGGGCCUCCGUGUCUCUCCUUCUCACAGGAGGCAAGGGAUAGCGUUUAAACUCGUGAAGAUGAUGGAAGCAUGGUUCGUGAAGAACGGUGCAGAAUAUUCGUAUAUAGCAACUGAAAGCGAAAACAAAGCUUCCGUUAAUCUUUUCACCGAAAAAUGCGGUUACUCCGAGUUCCGUAAACCGUCGAUUUUGGUUAACCCGGUUUACGCUCACAAAGUCGACGUCUCACGUCGUGUCACAGUUAUUAAAUUGGACCCGGUCGAUGCAGAGUCGUUGUACCGACUCCGGUUUAGCACAACCGAGUUUUUCCCGCGAGAUAUUGAUUCGGUGCUUAAUAACAAACUCUCUCUAGGGACUUUCGUCGCGGUGCCACGUGGAAGCUGCUACGGAUCCGGGUCUGGAUCAUGGCCCGGUUCGGCUAAGUUCCUUGAGUAUCCACCAGAGUCAUGGGCUGUGUUGAGCGUUUGGAACUGCAAAGACUCGUUUAGGUUAGAGGUUCGUGGUGCGUCGCGGUUAAGGCGUGCCGUGGCUAAAACGACACGCGUGGUUGAUAAAAUGCUGCCGUUUUUGAAUCUUCCUUCGAUACCUUCUGUUUUUAAACCGUUUGGGCUUCAUUUUAUGUAUGGGAUUGGAGGGGAAGGUCCACGUGCGGCGAAGAUGGUGAAGUCUCUGUGCGGACACGCUCACAAUCUUGCCAAGAAAGGGGGUUGCGGCGUUUUGGCGACAGAAGUCGCUGGAGAGGAGCCGUUGCGGCGAGGGAUACCACACUGGAAAGUGUUAUCGUGCGAAGAGGAUCUUUGGUGCAUCAAACGACUUGGAGAAGACUACAGUGACGGCGCUCUUGGUGAUUGGACCAAAUCACCACCUGGCGCUUCUAUUUUUGUGGACCCUAGGGAGUUUUAA
This is a messenger RNA of Eruca vesicaria subsp. sativa (arugula), 1215 nucleotides long. Lineage: Eukaryota; Viridiplantae; Streptophyta; Magnoliopsida; Brassicales; Brassicaceae. The record is from the annotation of a GenBank genome assembly.